Messenger RNA from Ostreococcus lucimarinus CCE9901, 729 nucleotides. RefSeq lists its product with no specific name. NCBI's taxonomy places the organism in Eukaryota, Viridiplantae, Chlorophyta, Mamiellophyceae, Mamiellales, Bathycoccaceae. The record is from RefSeq and is a predicted model, not a curated record. Bases 1 to 729 code for a protein of 242 amino acids. The transcript has a single exon.
AUGACGCGCGCGCGCGCGACGAGCGAGAUCACGUGCGGCGACGCGCGACGAGGGUGCGGCGCGCUGCUCAGCUACCCCACCGGAUCGCCGCUCGUGCGGUGCGCGCUGUGCGAUCACGUGACGCGAACGCCGGCGGCGACGGAUCCGACGCGGCGACGCGCGGUGGCAUUCGAUUUCGAUUUCGACGACGCGGGCGCGCGCGACCGCGAGGCGCAGGCGCGGUGCGUGGGAUGCGACGUCGUCAUGCGAUUUCCCGCGGACGCGACGCACGUGCGGUGCGCGAUGUGCGACGCGGUGAACGUGAACGCGCGAACGGGGACGAGGGCGCCGCGCGCGAGCGGGACGCGAGCGUCGUCGGCGCUCGCCGCGCGCGACGCGGCGCGGGAGCGCGCGACGCGGAACGCCGACGACGCUUGGGCGCGAGGGACGGCGUACGUGCGGUGCGAGGGGUGUCGGGUGACGCUGGCGUAUCCGGGAGGGUCGGCGUCGGUGCGGUGCUCGGCGUGCGGCGCGGUGACGCGGUGCGCGGAACGCGCGACGCCAAGCACGACGGGGGAGGGGAGUUCGGUGAAGAGCGCGCGGGGAGGAGACCACGCGACGUUGACGAGCGACAAUUUAGUCGUCGUGGAGAAUCCGCCGACGGUGAGUGAGAGUGGGAAAAUCGUGUCGAACAUCGCCGUCGGCGUGCGGUUGGGGAGCGACGGCGGGGAAUCGCGGCGCGGCGAGUAG